ACGACUGGACCGGAUGUUCGGUUCUGGUAUUAGGGAAAAGUCCGAGUGCGUGACGGGGUCAGCUAUGUCGUGAAGGCGCAAGACAUACUUGACAUUGGCGCUUGUAGUCUUUGGGACAUGGACUGGGCGGAAAGGCCUGGUUAAGUUUUUGGGCAAACAUAACGGAACCGAGAAAAGGCGUUGCCAUGACUUUCAGAAGAUGUCUUGGAGACUGGAAAAACGAGUCCUACCAGGGCUUGUCCCUGAGACUCUGACGUCAUGAAAUCGAUGACGCUUCGAUGGCUUUGCCUGCUCAGCAUAAGCCUCCCUGUCCUGUUCUGGUUCGGACAUGUGAUCACACGGGAGGGUUCAGCCCGCGUCGCGAAGCAAAGUGUUGGACUACGGGGAUACGUGAGGGUCAGCCCGGACACCGCGGAGCAGUUCUUGAACGUGCACUUCAACCAGUGUGCCUUAGUUUCCAGUUCCGGCCAGAUGCUCGGAGCGGGCCUGGGCGCUGACAUAGACAAAAUCCAGUGCGUGAUCCGCAUGAACAACGCUCCCACCCUGGGCUACGAGAAGGACGUGGGCAGCCGGACCAGCGUGCGGGUGGUGUCCCACACCAGCGCCCCGCACCUGGUGAAGAACCAGCGCUACUACUUUGAAGAGGCGGCCAACACCACGUACGUGUUCUGGGGUCCGCAGAGGAACAUGAGGACGGACGGGAAAGGUGGCGUCUUCAACGCUCUCCUGAGGAUAGCCAAGAAGUAUCCCGAUGUCCGGAUGUACGCCAUGACGCAGGAAAGAGUGGAGCACUGCGACCAAAUCUUUCAGAAUGAAACCGGAAAGAACAGGUUGAAGUCGGGAGCGUAUCUCAGCACGGGAUUCUUCACGAUGAUUCUCGCUAUGGAAAUGUGCGACAGCAUCCGCGUGUACGGCAUGAUCAACACCGACUUCUGCAGUGGAACCAAUCACAGCGCGGCCUCCUACCAUUACUACGAGCGGGGCAAGAUGAACGAAUGCCGCAUGUACAGAAUGCAUGAGCGGACAAAGCACGGCGGACACCGCUUCAUCACGGAGAAAGCCAUUUACGCCAAGUGGGCCUUGCAUCACAAGAUGGAGUUUAAACAUCCUUCUUGGAAUAUUUCCAACUUAAAACUACCCUGACUCGCUUCGGUGGAUUUCCGGUGCUGAAAGUUGUCAUAAAGCACCGCCCUGACGAUCACUUAAAUUACAGACAAAGCUGAAAUGUACACUUAUUUUUUUGAAGAGAUGAGCCUUUCUUAACUAAUAUUUUGCACAAUUUACUGCUGCUUUUUUCCUAAAUAUUAAUGUUCUUAUACUUUAAAGUGCAACAGGGAGUGGACUUUCAUGCCAUGAUGGGUGUUGUUGUAAUGUUAUAAGAGCAUUUCACAGGAAUACAGUCUAGUGUCUGUCUAACGAGAUCAAAUACUCAAGUUAUUUAUUGAGCCUAAAGAGCCCAAUUUUACUGAAGUGUAAAACCAGUCCGAUGGGGGCGUUAUAAAGAAAUAUUGAAGGAUAAGGAAGCUAAGGGGGGCAAAAAAUAAGAUUAAUAUAGCAUAGAUCAGGGUUAGCUUUGAUACAUUUUCUACUUUAACGAUGCAAAAAGCAAUAUAAUGUAGGUCAAUAUAUGCUUUGUGUUAGAGCUGACAAAGCAAUUAGUGUAAUUUCUAAUAAUUAGGGCUGUCAGAUAUAUUUAAUCGCAAUUAAUCAAAUUUACCGUAGUAAUUAAUCGGGGAUCGAAUUUUUUCUAUCUUUCAAAAGUGUGCCUUAAAUCAGGGGUUCUUCACUUUUUGGACCCUGGGACCCACUGAAUGAGUAAUCCUAAUCUUGAUUUUAAUCAUAUAUUAUUAUGUUAUAUCUAACCUACUUACAGUUUACAACCUUGUCAAAUGAUAUGAAGCUUUGUGGUAAUUACCUAAAUUAUUAUCAAGGCUUAGGUCAGGCUGAUUACAAAAAUAAAUACUAAUCAAGCAUACAGCACUCUUAAAACGGAUGAAAAAUACAAUUACGCAGUGCUGAAAUGAAUACAUUCUAACUAAAUUCGUAAUGAAUAAUAAUAACACGUUUCAUAACUAAAUUCUUAAUACAAUUGAAGUGCAAAUGAAAAUACAGCUUUAGCACUUCAGUCAUAAUUUUUGCACUUAAGAAACUUCUCUUUGACUUUAGCGCCAGACUUCUUCUGUUUGUUUGACAUUGUCAUUACUGCCACAAGUGGUGGAAAAAUGUAUUACAACUGAGUACGGCAUACCGCUGAGAAACAUAUCACGGCCCAAAAAUGGACCCUGGCCUUAUGGUUAAGAAACUCUGCACUAGGUCAUUAUUAAGUUUCUAAUACCAUCAACAUGGCACUGGACACUUUGUGUUCUGCAAAUGUUAGUUCAAUAAACAUGCUUUUUUAAACAGCUCAACACAAAAUGGAAACAAACACUCUCACACACACACACACAUACUCUCUCACUAUUUAAAAAAACUGUUUUAGGAGGCCAGUCUUUUUUUUUUGUCUGUUUCUGCUCUGCGGUUUGUCCCUGUUCAUUGCUGCGGUGCAGGUGCGUUUUCCCGAAUUUACAGUGUGGGGACACAACAAAUUGGGCCGCUAUAGGAAAUGACCGUUUACUCCCUAUUGGGAUUGAAAGUGUGGCGUGGAAACCCAUUGCAUUGUGGGUCUUGCUUGACUCUGAGUAGCUUAUGGCUGAAUACAAGACUCCGUGCUUAGGUUUUUUUUUUUCUUUAGCAAGUUCAAAACAAGUCGCAAACGUGGGCAUCAUUAACAAUCGCUUCAGAAAAAAAAAGAGUUUUGGCGAGGUUUUCCUCAUUUCUUGCGUAAAGGCAAAGCCGAAGGAAAUCGGGUUAUGAAGCUAAUAAAGAGACGGUGAAUAGCAGCCGUGAGACGAUCAAACAUGACUUUUAACGCCCUCACCUGGUACAUGUUGGUGGGUUUAUGGCAUUUUCACACUGGUAAGUUUGAAUCAAAGCAUGUUUUAUUCUGUUGCACACGUCGCAUUUCGUAGGAUGUUAGCGUUAGCUAAGCUAAGCUAGCUGCGGGUUACAAACAACAUACAGUAUUUGGGAAAAAUACCCCUAAACUUUAAAUAUAUUUCCCACAUUAAUGCACAGUGUAUUUCACACUUGAAAUAAAUUAAGUUUGAAACAGAUUUUUCCAGAACACACCACACAGUGACAAGUUUACCUCUGAAAGACGACGUAUAAAAGGAUGUGGUUUUACACAAACCCAAAGUUGGUUUGUCUGUGAGCCUUUAGAGACUAGGGCUUUAUAAAAACUAACUGGGUUGACAAUUGAGAUACAGGACAUGUUCGGCAGCUUGCUCAAAUCUUGUUUAUUGAACACACUCAUAUUGAUCAGUUCCACCAUUUUUUUAAGACCGCGAGCCUUUGGAACAGGGUCCAGUUUGUUUCGGUACAGUCCCUUGCGUUUUUACAUUCGCACGAUCCAUUUUAAUCCAGUUUGUUGCUCUCUCUCACAAUGCCGCUGGUUGAGUACAGCCAUGUAAACAAACACUUUGUCCAGCCCCCACAAUGCAUUGAGAGCCCUAUUAUCACGUUAACUUUGACAGCCCUACAUUGAUAAUACAUUAUUUUUCUAAAUAUGUAAUGGGCCAAUUAAAAGAAACAAGCUGCAUGUACUGCCAUGCCUACUUUGCUUCUUGUUUACAUUCAAUACGUUGCAAAAAGCUUGUUUUGUGACCCUAAAGACUAUCAAAGUAUUUGUACUUUGUACAACUACACUCUACUUUCUAUUCUAUUUUGAACAGAACUAAAAAAAAAAGGCUAGGUAGAGUGUCAUUAUUGGUCAUAUUAAUACAAGAAGGUGUGCGGAUUAUGUGCGUGUUUGUCGUACGAGCUGUGCUGGGUUGGGUUUGGGAUGAGGAGGUCAGGACACGGUAGAAGAAAUGGUUUAGCAUGAAAAAGAAAACAAAAAAAUUAAAAAUUAAAUCCCAUCUGAACUAUAAACAGAUAAAUGUUUCUGUAUAAAUUUGCAACGCAACUGUGAGUAACAGGUGACGGAAAGCGGCCACAACAGAGAAAACAAUGUUCAUCAACACUUAAAUUAUUACGUCUCUAGUCUAGAGACGCUUUAAAAUUCCAUUCAUCACUUUAUUGAGCAAAACUGUUUGUCGGCCGUAACCACAACACAAACAUAGCAACACUGGUCAUUGUCUGCCGUACAAACCAGGCUUAAACCAACUCUUUGUCAUCUGUCGUAUCGACAGAGGCCGUUCUCUCUCUCUCAUUUUCACCAAUGCACGCACUCUCCGCAUUUCGCCAGUGAUGCAUUCACGGCCACCCAAAAAGUCGGAUAACACCAACACCACACAAUGUUUCAAUUCCAGAUCGUUACACUAUGACUCCCCAAACAGAAGUGCUUUUUCUACUGUCAUUUAUUAAGAAUGUUCAUUUGUCGUAUGAAUAUUAAUGAUUGGAAUGCUGUUACUAGUGAAGUGAAUUAAUUAACUCGUAUUAUGUUUUGAACAUGGUGAAUGUUUAUAUUCAUCUGGGAGAAAGCAAACCACCAGUUUUAAAUGGUAGGUAUUACAGUUUGGGCACAUAACAACAUAAGGCCCAUUAGUACUGACAUUUGUGUGUGAAUUGGAUUAGUUCUCACGGAAGAAAAGGCAAUAAAAUUGGACCUUGGUAUGCAAAGGUCUAUCCGUGAGAAGAGACUACAUGUUAAACUCAAUGACAGCAUCUAAGAUAUGACUUUCAUCUAUUGUCUUUCCAGACACUUACACCCAAACUACUCCUUUUAUGGUCAGGGUGGGCUGUCCUGGAUUAGCACAGGCCCAGAGACAGGAAGGAUGAAUAUAAAACGGAUGGUUUGGCUUCUCCAAGUUAGGAGUGCUUAAUUUUUUACCUGACCUCCUCCAGGAACUGCAGUCCUGUAUAAUAACACUCGCUUGUAAUAAAUCAACUUUUGGUUCAGUAAAGAGUCUCUGAUGUCUCUUUUGAUCCGGCCGCAUACACAAUCACUAGAUUACAGAAAUGCUAAUAAAACGAUAUAUUAAACUAAAUGUGAUCUCUGACAGUGGUACAAAUUAUUUCCAAAGCUGGACCCCCACCUAGACAUAAAACACUAUAGCACACAGCAAGAUUGUAUUUGUCAUAUACAUUUAAAUGGGCCAAAUCACUUAUAUUGGAAAAAAAAUAUCAUGAAAAUGACUGCUGGUUUUUGAUUAUUAUUAUUUUGACUGAUUAGUGCGUAUUACCAAUGUUUGUCCUGGGUGCACUAAAUGAAUACAGUAGAAAACAGAC
Entelurus aequoreus (snake pipefish) is the source of this 5268-nucleotide messenger RNA. It is a transcript of the gene st6galnac4, whose product is annotated as ST6 (alpha-N-acetyl-neuraminyl-2,3-beta-galactosyl-1,3)-N-acetylgalactosaminide alpha-2,6-sialyltransferase 4. The transcript is spliced from 5 exons. Gene Ontology annotation, biological process: oligosaccharide metabolic process; ganglioside biosynthetic process. The record is from RefSeq and is a predicted model, not a curated record. NCBI's taxonomy places the organism in Eukaryota, Metazoa, Chordata, Actinopteri, Syngnathiformes, Syngnathidae. The coding region runs from base 259 to 1143 and encodes 294 amino acids. Gene Ontology annotation, molecular function: alpha-N-acetylgalactosaminide alpha-2,6-sialyltransferase activity.